UCGUUUUUAAUUAUUUUGCAGUUUUGUUACUCUUAUUGAAUUGGCGACAGGCAUUGUCAUUUACUAUUUGCCGAAUCAUUGUAGAUUUUUUCUGUGUUAACAAAAAUGUUUCGAAACCAAUAUGACAGUGAUGUUACUGUGUGGAGUCCGCAGGGUCGCCUGCAUCAAGUGGAAUAUGCUAUGGAAGCGGUGAAACUUGGUUCGGCUACAGUUGGCCUGAAGAACGCUGACUACGCUGUCUUGGUUGCUUUACGGCGUGCAGCUUCUGAGCUAUCAUCUUCCCAACGCAAAGUAAUCCCAAUUGAUGAUCAUUUAGGUAUUUCGAUUGCUGGUAUUACCGCUGAUGCAAGGGUACUGAGUAAUUAUUUACGUACCGAGUGUUUGAACUACAAGUACGCUUACGGCGCACGAUAUCCCGUAUCUCGGCUCAUUUCGAAUCUUGGCAAUAAAAUGCAAGUUACAACACAACGUUAUGAUCGUCGUCCAUAUGGUGUUGGUCUUUUAGUAGCCGGCUACGAUGAAAGAGGUCCACACAUAUUCCAAGUAGAUCCUUCAGCAAACUUCUUUAAUUGCAAAGCAAUGUCCAUUGGUUCACGCUCACAAAGUGCGCGUACAUAUUUGGAGCGAAACAUUAGUUCGAAAGGUCGCGAUUUCGUUUGCACAAAAGACGAAUUAAUAUGUCAUGGUAUUCAAGCUAUACGUGGAUCGCUACCAAAUGACGAAGACAGCGAAUCACCACUACUGAACAUUUCUAUUGCUAUAGUGGGCAAAGAUCAGCCAUUCAAAAUUUUGAAUGACGUUGAAAGCAAGAAGUAUUUAGAUAUGGCGAAAAAAUUACCCGCACCUCCUGCACCAGAUGAUGAUGCCCCAUCGACGGGUGGUGGUGAUGAUGAUGACAAACCUGGUGAUGCGCCACCAGACCCACAAGUACUCGUAUCUACAAUGGAGCGCUAAAAUUUUAAUUGUACAAGUUAACGCUGCAUUUCAGUUAAAUAUGAUUAAUAAUAAAAAAAAGAAAACUUGAUUUUGUGAAA
Molecule: messenger RNA, 1034 nt
Organism: Ceratitis capitata (Mediterranean fruit fly)
Lineage: Eukaryota; Metazoa; Arthropoda; Insecta; Diptera; Tephritidae
Gene: Prosalpha6
Product: proteasome subunit alpha type-1
Exons: 3
Coding region: 106-954 (282 amino acids)
Biological process (GO): ubiquitin-dependent protein catabolic process
Cellular component (GO): proteasome core complex, alpha-subunit complex; proteasome core complex; nucleus
Source: RefSeq, a predicted model, not a curated record